Molecule: messenger RNA, 1238 nt
Organism: Triplophysa rosa
Lineage: Eukaryota; Metazoa; Chordata; Actinopteri; Cypriniformes; Nemacheilidae
Product: angiomotin-like
Exons: 2
Coding region: 424-894 (156 amino acids)
Source: RefSeq, a predicted model, not a curated record
CCUGCCUGAAACGCCUCGUGUAACCACACUCCCACGAAUGUACGUCAUUUUGUGGUAUGACCUGACUAAGACCGCCCAAAAGAAUACGCAAGUAAGGUGGGCGUACUUGUAAAUCUCAUUGUAUCGUCGCCGCAGCCAUGUCGUGGAGAUGCUGUGUGUUUCCUUGCGAAAAGAAAGCCUCUUUGUUUGCCCUUCUAAAAGAUGAGACAACUAAAAACGAAUGGUUACAUUUUAUUUACAAUACUGUUCUAAAAGAGUACAAUCCGAAUAUUCAAGUGUUUGCAGCGCAUUUCACAGAUGAUUGCUUCAUGAACCUGGGAGAGAUCAAGGCCAGCUGUGCACGAAAGCUUUGGUUAAAAAGUGGGGCAAUUCCAACCAUUACAACUUCGCAAGGACAGUCUGGUGCAGCCUCCCGUUCACAAGAUGGCUGCAAGCCCAGAGCCUCCAGCCAUCAUGGCCACCUCGCCAGUGGUUCUUCCAAGUCCGGUGGUCCCGGAGGCGUCAGUUACUGAGGUUCUGCCCUUGGAGUCUGCUCUGCCGGUGGCUGUUGCUGCCUUGAUGUGUGUCUGGGCUGUGCGCUGUUCAUCUGCACCAGAGGUUGUUUCUGAACCCACUGAGUUUCCUGCCUUGUCCAAGAUGGCUGCAUCCGAGCUCCCUGCCUUAUCCAAGAUGGCUGCAUCCAAGCUCUCUGCCUCAUCCAAGAUGGCCGCAUCUGCGCCUCCCUGGUUUCCAGCCCUGCCUGCGCCUCCCUGGCUUGCAGACCAGCCUGCGCCUCCCUGGCCGCCUGCCCAGUCUGCGCCUCUGCUCCACGGCUCAGGCCUGCUUCUGCUCCACGGCCCUGGCCCUGUUCCCCUUAAUGGUCCUGCCCUACACGUAACACUGUCAAAUCCAUAAAUAUAAAUGUCGCUUAACAACAUAAAUGCGCGUUAACAUACAGUACUUUAACUUUAACAAAUACAGUAUAUUCUCUCCGUACGAUUGGUAUUAUUGCAAAUUGUUCUGGAAUAUUAUAAUUUUAGGUUCCCAGUCCUGAUAACGAUAUUUAAAAACAAUAAUAUACCUAAAUUACAUAUACUUCAAAUGAAUAAUUGACAGUUUCUGACAAUCCAAUAGAGCAUUUAUUUAAGUUAAGUUUCAUCGGGGUACAUUGCAUUGAGAAAACUUGCAAAAAAAACACGUAUCUUAACACCAUAUACUCUGUUUAAUUAUUCCCCUAGUAUUGUUAUUAUUUUUUUAAU